This is a messenger RNA of Durusdinium trenchii, 330 nucleotides long. Lineage: Eukaryota; Dinophyceae; Suessiales; Symbiodiniaceae. The record is from the annotation of a GenBank genome assembly.
AUGUUCCUUCUGAUCCCAGACUUUGAGAUGAGUUACAGUUACAGGAAGGUUUGGAAGAAAGGAUGGCGUUCUUCUCCUGACAAUUGCAAUCAUUUGAGCAUUGUUAUUGUAUUGGUAUGCAAGGCUUCAUAUGGAAGUGGAACUGCAUAUUUGCCUGCGAAUGUAGUUCUUAGAGCUUUGUGCAUGCUCAAAGGCAUGCGAAGCCAGAUUCGCGUAGGCUCCACAGUGGGUCUUAUCGAAGUCAACAUGCACAGGCAAAGUUAUUGUAUUAAUCAUGUGUGGAUAUUUAUAUUUGCUUGUUCCAAAAGAAUUGCUGAAGCAAUGCGCUAA